Molecule: messenger RNA, 1983 nt
Organism: Cucumis sativus (cucumber)
Lineage: Eukaryota; Viridiplantae; Streptophyta; Magnoliopsida; Cucurbitales; Cucurbitaceae
Product: cation/H(+) antiporter 4
Exons: 2
Coding region: 1-1983 (660 amino acids)
Biological process (GO): proton transmembrane transport; regulation of pH
Cellular component (GO): endomembrane system; membrane
Molecular function (GO): antiporter activity
Source: RefSeq, a predicted model, not a curated record
AUGGAUGUGAGCAUGACAUUGAAAACAGGGAAAAGAGCAUGGAUAAUUGGACUACCUUCAAUUCUUUUGCCUCUAACUUGUGGUCUUUUGGUGAGUUCUUUUCUGCUAGAGGGGCUAACAAUUUCAGAGAUAAGGAAGCUACCUUUAAUGGUUUCAAUGCAAAGUAUGAUCUCAUUUCCAGUCAUUGCUUGUCUUCUUAAUGAACUAAAGAUUGUAAGCACAGAACUCGGUCGUUUAGGGCUGUCCUCAGCAUUAGUUGCAGAUAUGUUCAGCCAAUGUGCAGUAGCCAUUGCAAACCAAAUAAGAAUAUCAAGAAAGAAUGCUGCAAAAGGGUAUUAUUCAAUUGGAGGAUUAUGUGUGCAAGUGUUUUUGGUAUCAUUUUUGUUUAGGCCUGUAGUUCUUUGGAUUAUGAAACAAACAACAGAAGGGAAGCCAGUGAGUCGCGGUACAACUCAAACAGUGUUUCUUGUGGUUCUUCUUUCUGCUGUUACAUCUACUUUAUUGGGACAGCCAGCAAUUGUUGGACCUUAUUUGUUGGGAUUGUCACUUACUGAUGGAGGACCAACGGGAUUCUCUCUUAUUGAGAAAUUGGAAUGCUUUGUUUCAGAUUUUUUCAUGCCUGUUUUUGUGAUUACUUGUGCUUUACAGGUUGAUCUGUCCCGGAUAUUAUUAGUUGCAGCUCUGGAUAAUUAUACAAGAGUUAACAUCAUUCUUGCAUUUGUAACUUAUGUUACCAAAUUCGUCUGCACCUUUCUUACUUCAUUGUAUUGCCAGUUGAGCUUUAGAGAAUCCUUGAUGCUAUCUCUCAUUCUCAGUUCCAAAGGAGUUGUUGAAUUGUCCUUCUGCACACUUUUCACUGAAUACAAUAUUUUAAGUCGGGGGAUUCUAGCAUGGUUCACAGUAUUCUUAUUACUAAUUGCAACCUUUGUGCCAAUGGUGUUGAAAUUCUUGAAUGAUAUUUCAAAGUUACAAGCUAGCAAUCAGAACAGGAACAUCAUGCAUUUGAGCCAAAACUCAGAGUUAAGAGUCCUUGCUUGUGUUCACACGAAUGAGAACAUCUAUGGCUUCAUUCAUCUUCUCAACAUCUCAUGUCCAACACAAGAAAAUCCGGUUGCGGUUUAUGCUCUCCAUCUGAUCGAGUUGGUGGGGCGAACGGCUCCGGUUUUCAUUUCUCAUAGAAUAGAAAACAAGCCAAUUGGAGACCAAACUUACUCCGAAAAUAUGCUACUUUCCUUUGACCACUUUGAGAAGGAGAAUUCAGGGUCAGUAUAUGCUGAAUGCUUCACUUCAAUCUCACCACACAAGUUCAUGCACAAUGAAAUAUGCAAAUUAGCAAUGGACAAGAUCACAUCUCUCAUAAUAUUGCCUUUCCACAUAACAUGGACAAGUGAUGGACUUGUAGACCAAGAAGACAACACAAUGAGGAAUUUGAAUUGCAGUGUGAUCGAGAAAGCUCCUUGUUCAGUAGCCAUCUUAGCAGAUAAAGGGCAUUUAGGGAGCAUUGCUUCAAUGGCAUCUUCAGGAGUGAGAUGUGAGUAUACGGUGUGUGUGAUAUACUUGGGAGGGAGUGACGAUAGAGAAGCAAUUUCAUUUGCAAAGCGCUUAGCCAAGGACAUAAAGAUUGAACUAACAGUAUUGAAACUUGGGAGUUCUGUGGAGGAUAAUGGGACAAGUAAAUGGGAGAAAAUGCUUGAUUCAGAAGUUAUUAAAGAUUUCAAAAUGACAUGUUUGGGAGAUGGGAGAGUGAAAUUUUUAGAGGAAGUGAGUGAAGAUGGACCUCAAACAGCAUUGAGACUUAGAGAAUUGGUAAAUGAUUUUGAUCUUAUGAUUGUAGGAAGAAGAAAAGGAAUGGAAUCAUCACCUCAAACUUCUGGUCUUAGUGAAUGGAAUGAAUUUCCAGAGCUUGGAGUUCUUGGGGACUUGAUUGCAUCACUAGAUAUCAAUACAAGAACUUCUGUCUUGGUAAUACAGCAACAGAAGUAA